CUAAAGAACAAAACUGAAUAGAUAAUUCCAAGUCAAAAUUUAAUCCGCCGAGUUGAGUAUUCGAUGAUCGACGAUAAGCGAUACGCACGUAUUACCAACCUACAUUUCAUGUAGGUACCUACAAUACAGAGCCAGACGGUAAUAAAAUCGAGGAGAACUCACACUGAACAUUAUUAUUUGACCAAAGGAGCAAUCAUGUUGUCGCGGUACUUUAUAAAAUAUUCAGCGACAAAUGUUACUUUUUUAAAUUCAAGUUUUACGUGAUGUAUCGGACAUAUUGUUAGAUUUUUCAUCUUUAUUGAAGACUAGACAGGUGAAAUGAUACCCAUCACGAAUUUAUUUCAACUACUUCCCACCUACACUGUAAUCAUCCUUCUUCUCACCACUCAUUCGGUAGAUCUCGACCAAAGCUCAGAAUAUUUCGAUGAAAGCAGCUCAGAACGUAUCGAGCGUCCAAAAGUCUACACCUCAUUAGCCAUAAAAGAAGGAGUUGAUAAAUUAGAUGGUAUCAACGGAACCAUAAUCAUUGGCGCUAGCACUUACUGGGAUUUGGUGAAAGGUAGUAAGAUUUUCCUAGACACAAGUUUAUUCAUAGAGGAAGUCUUGAAGAACUACACGAGCGCGACUACUUUACUCGUUUGCCCGAAUAAAUGGGGCAAAACGAUGAAUUUAGACAUGCUGAAGUUCUUCUUGGAAAUUCAGGUAGAUCAAGAUGGCAAUAAAUUACCCAGAGAGAAUACAACAUCGUAUCGAUUAUUCAAACGCAGUGAAAUAGUGUACAAUGAUACCUUCACUAGGAAAUUACAAUCGCCAUUGCUGAUAUCCAAGAAAACCGUAUUAGUGGAUCGACAUCAAGGUAAAUACCCAGUCGUAUACUUUAGUUUAAAAGAAGCCAUCGGCGAUGACUUGGAUUCCAUCCGAGAGGGAGUUCGCAAAUCUUUAUCACGAUCUUUCCAACAGCAUAAAUAUCUCAUUCAUCAGGAACUGAAAAAGGAACAUUAUCGUAAUUCAGAGCAUUUACUCUUGUUCGAACAAAUGCUCCAUGGUACAGCAAAAAACGAAGACAUGCCCGAUGGGAUAAUUCUUCUAUGCUGUACUUUGGAAGCGUAUUUCCGUAAAAAACCCAUCCUCUUGAUCGACGACUACGACUCAUUCAUCCAUCACUUGUUUCGACGUAAUCGUCACAAUUCGCAGGAACUCAAAGAAAUCAUGAAAUUCAUGGUUGAAAUAGUGGACUCGGCGUUACGACAAAAUCUCCACAUGGAUAUCGGAAUUGCCACCGGUGUAUUGCAAAUCAACGCUUACCAAUGGCAAUACCAUAAUUAUACAGUCUACGUCAACGACCGAGAUAAACCAAUCAGCGAGUAUUUCGGAUUCAAUAGAUCUUCGGUACAGGAAAUCUUCAACCAGGUUGGAAUCUCCGCCGAACUUGCUUCAAAAGCACACAAUUGGUACAAAGGGUACGCCUUUGAAGAGCCUAGCAAAUUUUAUUACAAUCCUUGGUCCUUAGCUUGGUUUCUGCGAACUAAAAGCUUGCAAUGCCAUCGACAAGAAGGUCAUCGCGAAACCUUCAUUCAAAAUGUUCUUCGAAAUAAUCAAACCAUAAGGAAUAAUAUUCUACAAGUGCUCAGCAGAAUGAUCGUAUCUGCCGAGCAUCAUUAUCCAUACAUGAUAAACGAUUUGGAAGGCAUCAGACUUUACGGAAGUCAUCUGAUGACCUAUUUAACCGAUAAAGGAUACCUAUCCAAGAUCUCCAACAAUCCACUUUCCAAUGGAACAUCGCAGAAUAAACUAUUCAUGGAUUCCGUUUCCAUUUCCAAUAAUGAAAACUUACAUCAAGUAGCCAGUUGGAUGAUGGCCUACUGCGUACAAGAGUACGAUAUCCAUCCGUUGGUUUUCAACUGGGCCGGAGUCUAUUUGAAAAAGGUGAUCGAAAGUCACUUCAACAGUUCCAAUAUUCAAACCUUUAUAAAAACUUUAGAAAACGUUUAUAAAAAUGCGUCUGAUCUUAGCAGUAAGAUAAAUCCAUCCGAUGAGUACAUUUUCGCAUCGCAAGAACACCCUGUUAAUUUGAUAUUCGACUGUAUCUGUUUGAGAAUGCAACAAGAAACUUGGUACGAAUACGAAGUAUACUAUAAGAAGUUACUCAAAGCGGAUAUUGUGGCGAUAAAUCGACAAAAGAAGCACGCAGCUAUAAUACAAUUGAAAUACAAGCACGAUUCGCCAGAGCGUGCGAUGGCUCAUGCUGAAAUUUACCAAUUUGUUAUCGAUGAACAUGCCAAUGAUGAUGUGGAAACUUUGCUACUGGUCGGAAUUAGCGUUUCGACGAAUUAUACUGUUCGUAUGGAUACAAAUUUGAUCGAGAGGAAGUCUCGAAGACCUAUAGUCACUUGAUGGGAUCCGAUUGCGCGAGGAUUGAAAACUACAUGUGGGAGUUGUCACUUAUAUCCAAAGUUAUGGCAGUCUAUAGUGAGCCUUUAGGGGUCCAUGACCUAAUUCUUCGUCCUCAUUAUACUGAUGAAGCGCUAAAGUUGGAUCACAAAAUAUUUAUGAAAAAGUGAACUCAGCCCAUGAAUUUUUUCAAAAUUUGAAAAUUGUACUCUAUGUUUAUUGAAUAUUAAUCCAGAAAUAGAAGCAGUUGAUUCUAAAAUUGCAAAUUGUUCAUCUAUGUAUUUGUAGACCAAAAUAAAUUCCAAACACCCCCUCCCCCUUUUCCGAACUGAAAAAUCGUUUUUUAUUCAAAAUAUACGUAACUAGGUCGUAAAAAAUCGAUUCGAUUUGACUAAAUUGCGGAAUGCGGAUGGAAAUUUUGCCCAAAAUUCAUUUCUAACUAAUAUUUGAUUCAAUUUGAAUUUCUUACGAAAAUUUUCCCUACCAUUUUUUAGAAUAAAAAUUGAUUAGUUUUGAAUAGCAAAGACAAAUUCUCAAAAGUUUAUUUAUCUAAAUUCAAUUCCGAAAUUUACUGAGCUGAAAUUAAAUUUUAUGUAAAUUGCAACUUCCUUACAACCAUAAAAUUUAUUAGGUUAAAAUUCAAUUUUAUUGGAAAAACAAAUUUCCUCAAAAAUUAAUUUGACUAAAAAUCCGAUCGAAUUUGAAUAACCAAUGAAUUAAAAGCCUCCACAAAAAAUCAUGAUGGUACAAUUUGGUUCCAUUUUAACUGGAAAUGAAAAUUGUCCCUAAAAUUUAUUUCUUUUGAAUAGGAAAUAUUUCUUAAAAUUUACAAAAGGAAAUUUUAAUUUUAAUCAAAUUACAGAGACAAAUUCCUCCUCUCAUAAAUUAGAUUGAACUGAAACUGAAUUUGAUUCGAACCAACAGCAAAUGAAAAUUUUACGUAAAAGCUUAUUUGCCUAAAAAUUCGAUCCUAUUUAAAUUUUCAAUGAAAAAUCUCGUCAAAAUCAACUGGGCAAAAAUUUAAAUUGUUUGGCGUUAUGAACAAUUUUAAUAGCAUCUCAAAGGCAAGUUCCUUCUCCUCCCCUCCAAAAUUGAAUUGGGCUAAAACUCGAUUUGAUUCGAACAUCAAAUGAACAUUUCCCACAUAAAUUUAUUUGACAAAAAAUGUAAUCAGAUUUAAAUUUUAAGUGAAAAACCCCCUCAAAAUUAACGGGCAAAAAUUCCAUUUAUUCUGAAUUGGAAAUGAACAUUUUUUCGAAAAUUUAUUGGGUUAAAAUUUAAUUCUCAUAACAUUGCAAAGACAAAUUCCUCUUCUCCUCCCCUUCCCUCCCCACCCAAAUUAAUUGGGCUAAAACUCGAUUUGAUUCGAACAGCAGAUGAAAAUUUUUCCCCAAUCUUAUUCGACUGAAAUUUCGAUCGUGAAUAAGAAAUCUCCUCAAAAUGAAUUGGGAAAAAAUACUAUUUCUAUUUUGAAUUGAAAAUGAAAAUGAAAAAUUUAAUUGGGCUAAAAUUCAAUUUUGAUGAAAUUGCAAUGAAAAAUUUCUACUCCCCCACCAAAUUUAUCGGAUAAGAAUUCGGUUCAAUUUUAAUUGAAAAUGAAAAUAUGUAAACUUGAAAAUUUCUACUUAUCAUGAAUUGGAAAAGAAAACUUUCCCUUCCCCUCACUUCUCUCUUCUUCCAUUUAUUGGGCUAAAAUCGCCAAGCCAAAGUCCUCCUUUCUCCACCAAAUUUCUUGGACUGAAGUUUGAUUUGGAUUGCAAAGAUAAAUGCCUCCUUCCCUCCCUAAAUUUAUUCAUGCAGAAUUUGAUUUGAUUUCGAGGACAAAUGAUAAUUUUUCCCAAAAUUUAUACGACUUCGAAUUGAAAAAUGAAAAUUCUCCCCAAAACUUAUUGAAUUAUUGCAAUAAAUUCAACUCAAUUUCAACAGAAAAAUAAAUCCUCUUCAAAAUUUAUUGGGCUAAAAUUUCAUUUCUAUUGAAUUAUAAAUGAAAAAUCUUCCCAAAAUUUGUUCAAGUUACAAAAUUUCAUGCCAACUCCCCCCCUCCCCGAGUUGCAAAUAAAAAUUCUCAUCGAAAUUCAUUGGGCCAAAAUGUAAUUCAACUUGAAUUAUUGCAAAUAAAAAAUGCUCUCAAAAUUUAAUUUCAUUAGGAUUUCGAAUGAAAAUUUUUCCUCUUUAUUUAUGUAGCUAAAAUUUAAAUCGAUUCGAAUCGCAAAUGGAAAUUCGAUAUAAGUAUUACAGAAGGGGAUAGCGGUGCAAAAAUUCCUCAAUACCUCAAUCCUCAGUUUCAAAAUAAAUUACAAAAAAGUUUGUCCCUCGGAAAUUUUUGAGAUGACGUUUUAAAACGUGUUUCUAUCCGAAUCAAAAAACAUGGCAUCAAUUGCAUCAAUUCUCGAACCCUUUGAAACAAUUUGAAAAUAUUUGACAGUGAAUAAGGCCCCUCCUCUCUCCCCGCACCCUUGUUUUGGAUAGAAUUUUUCAAUACAUAUAAUUUUUGACAAGGGUCAAAGCAAAAAAAUUCAGAUUGGUUCUACCACCAAUUUUGUCUUUAUUGUAUAUUAUUGGUUAUUCCUACAAAUGAGUAACUCAGUACGAAAUACUAUCCCUCUUCUG
Planococcus citri (citrus mealybug) is the source of this 5001-nucleotide messenger RNA. RefSeq lists its product as uncharacterized. The coding region runs from base 319 to 2394 and encodes 691 amino acids. The transcript has 2 exons. The record is from RefSeq and is a predicted model, not a curated record. NCBI's taxonomy places the organism in Eukaryota, Metazoa, Arthropoda, Insecta, Hemiptera, Pseudococcidae.